Molecule: messenger RNA, 1907 nt
Organism: Centropristis striata (black sea bass)
Lineage: Eukaryota; Metazoa; Chordata; Actinopteri; Perciformes; Serranidae
Product: macrophage mannose receptor 1-like
Exons: 5
Coding region: 208-1290 (360 amino acids)
Source: RefSeq, a predicted model, not a curated record
UCUUGCUGUUACAUCAUGUAAAUGCUGUUCUUGUCAACAAUGGCUCCUUUCUCGACUACCACAGACAUCUCUGACUUCUUGAUUUUAAUAUUCAAUUGUGGCGUUGACGUGGCUAAAAGAGAGCAGCUACCUGUCUGAUAUCUGAGGAUUCAUCAGCAGAGACACCAGACUGAAGCAGCUCUGAGCACGAAUCACCAGAUAGCAAAGAUGCAGUGGAGUCUGUUUGUGCUCAUUCUGAUGGGUCAGUGUGCCUUCAUCACAUGUCGCCUCUAUAAGUUUCACUUUAUUGACGAGACUAAGACCUGGACAGAAGCCCAGAGCUACUGCAGAGAACAUUACACUGACCUGGCCACAUUGACUAACAAGACAGACAUGAAGAGACUCUGUAACUAUACAAAGAAUGUACAGUCUGGAGUCUGGAUUGGGCUUUACAAACAAACAGGUACCAAAAGGAAGUGGCACUGGUCUCUGCCAGGGGUGGAGUACACUGAAACCAAGACAAACUGGGCUCCAGGUGAACCAAACAAAAACUGUGUGUUUUUACCUCAACUCGAGAAUGAUAAGUGGGAGAAAGACAAAUGUUCACACAGACAUAAAUUCAUCUGCUACGAUGGAAAGAAGAAAUCCACUAAAAAGUUCCAUUUCAUUAACAAAGAGAAGACCUGGCCACAGGCUCAGAGCUACUGCAGAAAACACCACACUGACCUGGUGAGUGGACGCAAACAGUUAGAAGACGAUGAAUUCAAGGAGGAGCGUCCUCAGGAUGACAAAGACUUGUGGAUCGGCCUGUUCAGAGACAGCUGGAGGUGGUCAGAUGGCAGCAGUUUCUCUUUCAGAUACAGGGAUCUGGACUUAUAUGAAGGAGACAAGAAAUGCGCUAUGAUUGCAAAUGGAAAAUGGAGCUCUGAUAAAUGUGAUGGAGAGAAACCCUUUGUCUGCUAUGAUGAUCACGUGAUCCUGAUCAACCAAAGCAUGACCUGGGUGGACGCCUUAGAUUACUGCAGAGACAAUCACCGUAACCUGGUCUCCAUCACCAGCCUCAACCAGCAGAGGUGGGUCCAAGAGAAAGCCAAGCAGGCCGACUCUGACUACGUCUGGCUGGGACUGCGCUACACCUGCACUCUGGACUUCUGGUUCUGGGUCACUGACCAGGCGGUCCACUACAAUAACUGGAACUCAAGUGUGAAGACGGAUGACUGUGACAUGUCCGGAGCCAUGGACCGCACAGGAGAACAUAAGUGGGUCAGAAAGAAUGACGAGGAGAAGUUUAAUUUCAUCUGUUUCAAGUAAAAACCUUCUCUGCUCGCUGGCAGCAGACACUUUGUUUAUUUACUCUCUUUGUUUGCAGUGGUGUGACGUUUAAACAAUAUAUUUGAUGAUUAUUGAAAGGCAUUCUGGGAAAUGUAGGAGUCUGUUGGAACUACCAACAGACUUUCUAAUAGCAGAUUCUAACUUGAGAGAAAUUAGCUUCAUGAAAGUCUGUUACAAAAUAUCACAAGAUCAGUGAGGAUGUGACAGUGUAACAGGUUUUUCUGUCUCCUUGUUCUGAUACAGGAACACCUGAAUGAUCUCUGUGUUAUUUUAUCAAGUUGUUGUUAGCUUUUUUCUCUCAUUCAAUGUGUGAAUUUUUAUUAUUAUUAAUCUUAUGAGGUUUUGUUUUCUGUAUGAAAAAACUUACCAUCUUCAUGUUAGGAAUAGGAAUAAGUAAACCACAGUUCACAGUAAUGAUUACAACUGUUUUCAUGUAUUUAAUACGGAACAUUUUAAUUUGUUUCUUCAUAUUUGGUUGACAUCUGGUGAUGGAUUUAUGAUUAUAUUACUGAGUGUGAAAUCUUUGUCUUCGAUGAUCAUAUGUUUGGAGUUUUAUGUAAACAAAAAAAAUAUUUCUUUGAGUUGAAUAAAUGAAU